Molecule: messenger RNA, 1299 nt
Organism: Eimeria tenella
Lineage: Eukaryota; Apicomplexa; Conoidasida; Eucoccidiorida; Eimeriidae
Exons: 1
Coding region: 1-1299 (432 amino acids)
Source: RefSeq, a predicted model, not a curated record
AUGUCCCCAACCGUCUCUGUGAAGCCUGCUGCUGCUGCUCCAACAGCAGCAGCAGCAACAACAAAGGCGAGGGGCCCCCGAGGGGGCCCCUCCGGGGUGUCCCCCAAGGGGCGGCGGCACGAGGGCCCUGAAGAUGAGCAGACACCUGCAGAAGCAGCAGCAGCAGCAGCAAUUGAUGCCAUUGUUGCUGCUGGUGCUGCGCUGCUGCAGAAAAGAGCAGCAGACAGAAACUGCUUCGCAUUUGCUGCUGCAGCAGCAACUCAUUCAAUACUUAAUAUCCUCAGACUCUCCCACAUCACUAUAGACCCAGGGGAGCCAACAGACCUAAUCAGCAGGCCCCAGGGGCCCCCAUUGGGGGCCCCUGGGGGCCCCCUGGGGGUCCCUGGGGCCCCCCUGGGGGCCCCCACAGGGUAUCCCACAGGGGCCCCCACAGAACCCCACACCGACCAACAAGGGGCCCCCGUUGGCGCCUCCAUAGAGGAGGCUGGGGGCCCCCCUGGAGGGCCCCCCAGCGGGCUUCUUUCGGGGGCCCUCAUGGAAAACCCUCAAGGGGCCCCUAGGGGGCCCCCCAGCGAGCCAAACGUGGGGGCCCCUGUGGGGCCCUCUGUGGGGGCCCCUGCGGAGGCCGCUGGGGGGGCCCCCACGAAUGGCGCUGUGGGGGCCCCUGUGGGGGCCCCCAUGAAUGGCCCUACGGGGGCCCCCGUGGGGGCCCCUGGGGAGGCCCCGGGGCGGGCCCCUGGGGGGGCCCCUGGGGGGGCCCCCUGGGAUGUACCCCCUAUGCCUGUGCAUGGGUGUCAAGACAGCUGGGCCCCCGGCUGCUGCGGCAUUAAGCCUUUAGACCCUUUGCUGCUGCAGCAGCUAGAAGCAGCAGAAAAGAGAAGAGCAGAAGUAGCAGCAAGAAGGUGCGCGCUGCUGCGGAGAAAGGGCACGCUCUUUGCUGCAGUGUCGAAGAUUAAAUCCCCUGCUGCAGCUGCUGCUGCUGCUGCAGCAACUGCGAAAACGGAUAGGCGCGCAGCAGCAGCAGCAGCAGCAGCAGACAGAGGGAAACUCCAGAAGGCUUCGACCGAGAAGAAACAGCUGCCGCAGCAAACGCCAAAACAGCAGCAGCAGCAGCAGCAGAAACCGCAGCAAAAACAGCAGCAGCAGCAGCAGCAACAACAACAAAACCAGCAGCAGCAACAGCAGCAACAGCAGCUGCAGCAAAGUGAAGACUCAAAGCAAGCAGCGGGGAACACGCCUGCUGCUGCCAGCAGCAGCGGCUCGUUGGCUGACAGCUGUAAUGAAAGCACUUCAAAUUAA